CAAAGGGGGGAUUUACAAUGUUGUGCUAUGGUCUGGCAGAGAUGCUCGUGCAACUUCAGUAAUUCACUAUGAGCGGGUCAGGCGGAUUCUUUCAAGCAAUCAAACACAUUAAAGAAACCACAGGAGUGACACUUCACAAAUAAAUACUUCAUGUUGGGCUCGCUGAUGAAGAAGAAGCGCGUACACGCUCAGAAGAAAACGGUGCAACCUGAUUUAAAACCAGUGCAUGCGGGAGCUGAGAGUUGAAGAAAGCCUGCUCUUGUGCAAAGACAGCUUUAUCAAGGGAAGCGCAUUUUCACGAACGAGAAGUGGAAACUUUUAACAAAACGAUCGUUCGGUCAAAGGUACACGUUUGACCCGCUGCGAGUGUGUUCUUUCAUCUUUCUCUCGAUCCGCAAACCGUGGACUCCCAGCACUGUCUAUAGGGCAAACCUCCGAGUUUACUGGCCAAUGAGAAAAGGACGUGGAGGACGAGAGGACAAUGUAAAUGUACUAACGAAAGUAACUAAUGGCUAAGAAUAUAUCAAAACCUACUGCAGAUUUUCAGAGCUAACGUGUUUUACACAGCCGUGUCACUUGAUUUGUUUUAACAAUUUAUAAGAUAAGAAUACUGUCAGGGGGCUGAUCACAGCAUGCAGUUAACAACCUCUCCGACUUCUGAUCUAACUUCAGACCAUCUAUGCACCCUAAAACAAUAUACUUAGCUGCAUUUCGGACACUUUCGCAGAGUCCAUCCAGGAUGGCGGAUACACAUCGGGUCAACACAGGCUUUUUAUUAUAUCGGCGCUAAGCUUUGAAUAAUUUGUUGCAUGCAUAUAUAUAUAUUUUUUAUCUUUGGAACAAAUGUUGUAAGAUAGCACAGUGAAUACUUGUGGAAAUUCUCUUCACGUUUGGAGCUACGAUGCUGGUCACUUGGGGCGCAUUUUUUCAAUCAUUUCUGAUAUUGUUGGUGAAAGCCAACCAGUGGAGCCUAAGAGAAUCAACUCACUGCGAACUCGGCAAAAAGCAAAGCGAUUUAAACUCGUUCCUGUGGACCAUUAAACGGGAUCCUCCCUCGUACUUUUAUGGAACUAUCCAUGUCCCCUACACCAGAGUCUGGGACUUCAUCCCCGAGAAUUCCAAAAAAGCCUUCCAGGAGAGCAACGUGGUGUACUUCGAGCUGGACCUGACUGACCCGUACACCAUCUCGGCCCUGACCAGCUGCCAGCUGCUGCCGCAGGGGGAGAACCUUCAGGAUGUGUUGCCGCGGGACAUCUACAGGCGCCUGAAGCGCCACCUGGAGUACGUCAAACUCAUGAUGCCCUCCUGGAUGACCCCGGACCAGCGCGGCAAGGGCCUGUACGCCGACUACCUCUUCAAUGCCAUUGCCGGGAACUGGGAGCGAAAGAGGCCCGUGUGGGUGAUGCUGAUGGUGAACUCGCUGACGGAGGCGGACAUAAAGACGCGGGGGGUGCCCGUGUUGGACCUGUACCUGGCCCAGGAGGCCGAGCGAAUGAGGAAGAGGACGGGCGCCGUGGAGAAGGUGGAGGAGCAGUGUCACCCGCUCAAUGGGCUCAACUUCUCCCAGGUGAUUUUUGCUCUGAACCAGACCCUCCUGCAGCAGGAGAGUCUAAGGGCAGGCAGCCUGCAGGUACCUUACACCACUGAGGAUCUCAUCAAGCACUACAACUGUGGAGACCUCAGCUCCAUCAUCUUCAACCAUGAGACCUCCCAGGUCCCCAACUUCAACAAUGUCACACUGCCCCCCAGCGAGCAGAUCACUGCCCAGGAGAUCGACAGCUACUUCCGGCAGGAGCUGAUCUACAAGCGCAAUGAGAGGAUGGGCAGGAGAGUGAAGGCCCUGCUGGAGGAGAACCCAGACAAGAGCUUCUUCUUUGCCUUUGGAGCUGGUCACUUCCUGGGCAACAACACGGUGAUUGAUGUGUUACGGAGUCAAGGAUAUGAAGUGGAGCACACUCCCGCGGGGCAGCCCAUUAACAGCGGCAGGCGCUCAAAAUCUUCCUCUGUCCCUCUGCACACGGCGUACUCCGCGGGCCAGGAGUCAGACUCCCCCUCGCCCCUGGAGCCUUUCCUGCACGAUCACCAGCAGCGCCCUCUGGAGGAGGAGCUGCUGCCCCACAUGCUGCUGCCCGACAGCCUGGACCUGUUGGAAAAGGCGGACCGCAAGCUGAAGAAGAGGCGGCGCAACAAGCAGAGGAAACAGCGCAUGAGGCAGUUCAGCGACCUGUGGGUCCGCAUCGAGGAGAGCACGACGGUGGAACCACCCCCGCCUCCUCUUGUACGCAUCAUAAAUGGUUACAUCACAGUGCAGCCUCACAACCAAGGUCACAGAAGAUCCAGUGACGCCCAGACGUCCUCUGCGUCCACCCCAGCCUUGUCUGUCCUCAGUUUUCUGUUGACAGCGUGCAUACAGAUAUUGACAUUUCAGCUCUACUAACCCAAUAGCAUCAUUCAGUCAUGUCUCUUCAGAAACCGGAGGGAAUGGUCUGCGAUAUUAAGGUUCGUCUGAGGGGAUGUAAAGACUGAAGAGAUCCUAAGGAGUUCUUUCAACAACUUCUAAAAUGUACU
Messenger RNA from Megalops cyprinoides (Indo-Pacific tarpon), 2568 nucleotides. RefSeq names its product TraB domain containing 2A (gene trabd2a). The transcript has 7 exons. Gene Ontology annotation, cellular component: membrane. The record is from RefSeq and is a predicted model, not a curated record. NCBI's taxonomy places the organism in Eukaryota, Metazoa, Chordata, Actinopteri, Elopiformes, Megalopidae. Gene Ontology annotation, molecular function: metalloendopeptidase activity. The coding region runs from base 902 to 2437 and encodes 511 amino acids. Gene Ontology annotation, biological process: negative regulation of Wnt signaling pathway.